Molecule: messenger RNA, 1664 nt
Organism: Lobosporangium transversale
Lineage: Eukaryota; Fungi; Mortierellomycota; Mortierellomycetes; Mortierellales; Mortierellaceae
Product: natural resistance-associated macrophage protein-domain-containing protein
Exons: 3
Coding region: 85-1581 (498 amino acids)
Biological process (GO): iron ion transport; intracellular manganese ion homeostasis
Cellular component (GO): membrane
Molecular function (GO): manganese ion transmembrane transporter activity; cadmium ion transmembrane transporter activity
Source: RefSeq, a predicted model, not a curated record
UUCAGGUGCCAAUUUCCGAUUGUAAUUAUAAAAGAUACCACGCGAGAAAAAUUAGGUUCUCAUACCAUCAUCAGCGUUGGAUACAUGGAUCCAGGAAAUUGGGCGACUGACCUAGCAGGUGGUUCCAGCUUUGGGUACAUGUUGCUUUUUGUCAUUCUGUUGUCAAAUCUGAUGGCUGUUAUUCUGCAAGGCUUGGCAGUGAAGCUUGGUGUCGUUUCAGGCCUGGAUCUGGCGCAAGCAUGCCGCAAGUUUACGCCAAAAUAUGUCAACUGGAUCCUUUAUGUGCUUGCUGAACUUGCCAUUAUUGCCUGUGACCUUGCAGAGGUUAUUGGAAGCGCAAUUGCUCUCAAUUUGUUGUUCAAGAUUCCAUUGCCAUGGGGCGUUGUCAUCACAGCUGCAGAUGUUCUAGUCAUUCUAUUUGCUUUCAGAGACGAUCAAUCCGUAAAAUCGAGGCGAUUGUUUGAGGCUCUUGUUAUCCUUCUGGUAUCCUGUGUUGGAGUCUGUUUUACGGCCGAGAUUGUAUAUGCACAACCGGUUGCCAAGGAUGUGUUUAAAGGGUUCCUGCCCAGUGCUGAGAUCUUGACGAACAGGGGAGCAUUAUAUUUGGCCAUCGGCAUUAUUGGAGCUACAGUUAUGCCUCACAACUUGUAUCUGCACUCAAGCAUUGUCAAGUUACGAACUAGUCGUGAGUUGACCAAGUUGGCAAGCAGUCAGGCUUCUAUGUCAUCCACAUCUAAUUUGAUGGCUUCUGAUCAACGACAGGCCAUGUUGGACGAGGACAAGGGCGCAGUAUCACUCAAGCAUUCGACCAUUAGAACCACGCUUCGAUACACUUUUGUAGACUCCACUGUCGCCUUAACAUUCGCUUUGUAUGUCAACUCUGCGAUCUUGAUCGUUUCUGCUGCCACUUUCAAGUACAAGUUUCCGGAAGUCGACAAUGAAGGUCUAGCAGAUUUUUUCGAUGCGUUCCAUCUUCUCUCACAAUAUCUGGGCAAGGCUGCUGGAUAUGUUUUUGCAGUUGCUUUGCUGAUGGCGGGUCAGUCCUCUACCUUGACAGCGACGUUGGCGGGUCAAAUUAUUAUGGAGGGCUUUUUGGGUGCUUCAUACCUGAAGCCAUGGGUACGCAGGCUCUUGACUCGCUGCUUGGCCAUCAUUCCAGCCCUAAUUAUCGUCAUCAUCAAAGGCCAAAGUGGGUUGUCUAAUUUGUUGCUGGCUAGCCAGGUUGCUCUAAGUAUCCAACUUCCGUUUGCUGUUGUUCCUUUGGUUUUAUUCACAAGCAUGGGACGAUGCAUGACCGUUCCGGUGGAGGAUAACCAUGACAAACCUGGAGAACUGACUUACGGCUUCCAAUACAAAGAGGACGAGAAGACUUCAUCUGUGCCUACAAAUGAAGAGCAUCGCACAGAAUCUACGGCCAUCCAUUCUCAUGCAAACAUUGGGUCCGAAGCUGCUGCGCCUCGACAACUCCUGCUCCAUAACUUUGCCAAUUCAUGGUGGCUUGUUAUCAUUUCGGGCAUCAUUAGCGUUGUUUUGUUAAGCUUAAACUUUUAUCUUUUGAUCCAGACAAUCCAGGGUAAAUAGUUUGUAUUUUUUGAUCAAUCUCUUUAUAUACAUGCAAUAUAUAGAAGCUAUAUUGCAUAUAUCUAUCUACUGUAUUCUUUGUC